Mangifera indica (mango) is the source of this 1598-nucleotide messenger RNA. Its product is annotated as WAT1-related protein At5g45370-like. Gene Ontology annotation, molecular function: transmembrane transporter activity. Bases 106 to 1398 code for a protein of 430 amino acids. NCBI's taxonomy places the organism in Eukaryota, Viridiplantae, Streptophyta, Magnoliopsida, Sapindales, Anacardiaceae. The record is from RefSeq and is a predicted model, not a curated record. The transcript has 7 exons. Gene Ontology annotation, cellular component: plasma membrane.
AAUAACAAAAAUAUCAAAACAGAAUUGGGAGGAAGACUAUCUCCAAAACCAGCAAUAUGUUUAACACCUUUAAUUACCUGAAGAACUGUGUUUGUUUCCUUGUAAAUGAAGCGCACAAUACGCAUGACUGAUUAUGAUUAUAUCUUAUUUCUAACACAUACAAUUUCACCUAUCGCUCAUUACCCAACAAACAAAACCCUUCUUUCUCUAGGACAAGAUUCCAUGGCUGCUACUGCACCUGUAAUUCCCUCAACUGAGAAAGAUACACGGAGAGCACAUGGCGCAAUGGCUUUGGUUCAGUUGUUCUACGGUGGUUAUCAUGUAAUUACCAAAGUAGCCCUCAAUGUAGGAGUCAACCAGCUCGUCUUUUGUGUUUUUCGCGAUCUUCUUGCUCUCUCUAUUCUUGCUCCAAUAGCCUAUGUUCGUGAAAAAAGGAUCCGUCCACCUAUGACUAGACGCUUCCUCUUGUCAUUCUUCUUUCUUGGGCUGACAGGGAUAUUUGGGAACCAGCUUUUGUUUCUUAUUGGUCUUAGCUACACCAAUCCUACUUAUGCUGCUGCCACACAACCUGCAAUUCCUGUGUUCACAUUUCUCUUUGCUGUAAUGAUGGGUGCAGAAAAAGUAAAUUUGCUGAAAACCGAAGGUCAAGCAAAGGUUGGUGGUACCCUCGUCUGUGUUUCUGGUGCCAUAUUAAUGGUUCUAUUCUGUGGUCCAGCCUUGUUUGGAAAAAAUAACCAAGAAUUUAAAGUGCAAAGUGAAAUAAUUGCUAGGGGCCAACCAGAGCCUGUCGGAUGGUUCAUGUCCAGUUUUCUGCAGAUUGGAUUUGAUCUGUGGCACCUUGGAGUUUUAUGCUUAAUAGGGAACUGUCUGUGCAUGGCUGCUUUUCUAGCCAUUCAGGCACCCCUUUUAAAGAAAUAUCCAGCCAGCCUGUCUGUUACAGCAUAUUCUUACGUUUUUGGUGCUGCUUUGAUGGUAAUAACAGCAUUCUUUAUGACCAAUGAGUCAACAGACUGGAGUUUGACGCAAUCAGAGCUGUAUGCAGUCAUCUAUGCAGGAGUUGUUGCAUCUGCUAUCAAUUAUGGACUACUGACAUGGUCAAAUAAGAUCUUGGGGCCGGCGUUGGUUGCUCUGUACAAUCCACUUCAACCUGCAGCAUCUGCCUUUCUGUCAAAAAUUUUCCUUGGAAGCCCUAUAUAUUUGGGAAGUGUUUUAGGGGGAUGUCUAAUUGUUGCGGGUCUGUAUUUGGUUACCUGGGCAUACUAUAGAGAAAAAGAAGCAGCUCAGGGGCUCAUUGCCUAUGUUACUCGGCCUUCUGAACCCCUCACUCUCAAAGACUCAUCGAGUUACAAGAUUCCUUACCAGAGAGGACAUGCUUUAACUCCAAAAUUAAGAGACUAGACAAAACCAUGAUGAGUUUUCAUGUAAAGUUAAUUUUAUGCAUAAACGGAAGUUAGUAUUAUCCAAACAAUGAAGCAGUUCAUGGAAGGACAGUUUUCCCAGCCUCCCUCCCUUUGGGUUUAGUUACAACAACUUACGGCUCGCCUACUGUUUAAUCAAUUUUCUAUUAACAUCUUUAAUUAAUAUGAGAUUCUUAUAUA